Mytilinidion resinicola is the source of this 851-nucleotide messenger RNA. RefSeq lists its product as uncharacterized. The transcript has a single exon. Bases 87 to 761 code for a protein of 224 amino acids. The record is from RefSeq and is a predicted model, not a curated record. Lineage: Eukaryota; Fungi; Ascomycota; Dothideomycetes; Mytilinidiales; Mytilinidiaceae.
CAUCCCCUUAUCUACGAGUUGUUCGCAUCACCACGAUAGCGAUCCUACAUUUGCUGUCUUUGUUCCGAUAGCCUGCUGCCGGCGUCAUGGAAUCUAUUCUAGGGGUCGCGCCCCCAACGCUGCAGCCCCAGUCGCCUUUUCUCAGACUCCCUGCGGAGCUUCGAGUCGAGAUCCUGCAAUACGCCCUCCACUCUCACGACGCCUGCUCAGCCAAACACAAGGAUGGAAUGCCGAUAGUGAUUCUGCGUCGUGGAUUCUACUUUGACUCGGCUCGCAACGAAUUACUUGAUUGGUUUGGUCUUCGACCUUGGGAGAAACUGAGCAGCAAAAUCUCAGACCUACUCUGCAUCUCCCGCCAGGUCUUCCUAGAAAUGGAAGAAAUCAUCUACCGAAAUGCCGUGUUUUCUUACGCGACCCUGUGGUUAUGGAAGCAUACCGAGCUCCUCCAAUGGGCGGAUUCGCUGCGUCCGAGAAAUCUCCGUCGAGUCAGAUACGUCAGACGGCACUAUAUCAUCCAAACCCUGCCUGACUCUACGGCCCAGAAGAACCUACUGUCCAAGUGCGGGGAAGAGAUAGCACAGCUUGAAGACGCCUUUCCUCAGCUGAGGCAGGUUGAUAUCUAUCUCGACUUUGUCGACUUUGGGAUUGAAGGCCGGUGGCCUCGUAUUACUCCUACUAUCGCUGUCAAAUUGCGGGAUGAUAUCAUGGCCGUCAAGUCACGAGCAAAGAUAUCUGCCUCACUUCCAGAGUCAAUGGGAUAGCCAUGCGGCGAUGUUAAUUCACCCAAGAGCCCAGAUACCAGCGGGUCGCGUCACUAAACCCACUGUAUGCAACCAUGCAAGCCAUUCUAC